AUGACCGCGACCUAUAAGGCAUGCGAAAAGCGAUGGAAGGGAUUUAUGGCUGAAGAACUGCUGCACAGUCCUACAAUAAUCGAUCCGCGCAAUCUUAGCAAAGAGCAGAAGAUGAAAGUUCGCCGCGUGGGAAGCUGGAGAUGGACCCUAGAGAACGAAGAGAGGCCUGUGUUGGCUUUCGAUAAUUUUGCCACCACGCGUCAUGGUUUUCACGUAAUUCCAAGCGCCCUUGAUGAAAAAACACAGCUGCAAUUCGCCCAUGCUUGCUUGACGGAAUUUCCGGAAGUGCCACACCUGACCAACAUGCAUCAGCAAAAUCAGCAAGUAUCAAACAUCUGGCAAAAAGCACGUAGAUCACAUCCACAAAAUCCAGCCGAGUCCCCACUUCUCGCAAAACUGUGUUGGGCGGCAUUGGGAUAUCACUACGAUUGGACCGCUAGAAAGUAUCAUAGGUACAGGUAUUCACCCGUCCCUGAGCUGUUGCAGCAGCUUGGUGUAAGAUGUGCUGCUGCGUGUGGUAUGACGCUUGCAGUUGAGGCUAUUAUUGUCAACUACUAUAAAAUGAAGUCAUCUAUGGGUGGCCAUCGCGACGAUGUCGAAUACACUAUGGAUCAUCCUGUGGUGUCGCUGUCACUCGGCAGUCCGUGCUUGUUUCUCCUGGGUGGGCACACGAAAGAUGAGGUACCACUUGAGAUAUUGCUUCGAAGUGGCGACGUCGUGAUAAUGGGUGGUGCAUCGCGUACAUGUUACCACGGAGUAGCUCGUGUAUUACCCUCCCCAUUUGAGGUGGAAUCUAAUACCCUUAAGGCGCUUGUGCAAAGUGAUGAUGACGCCAAAGAGUAUGAAGCUAUUUUGAAUUACUUGUCCUCGCAGCGAAUCAAUUUAAACGUGCGGCAAGUGUACCCGUAA
Plasmopara halstedii is the source of this 909-nucleotide messenger RNA. RefSeq names its product alkylated dna repair protein. Gene Ontology annotation, cellular component: cytoplasm; nucleus. The record is from RefSeq and is a predicted model, not a curated record. Gene Ontology annotation, biological process: oxidative RNA demethylation. The transcript is spliced from 2 exons. NCBI's taxonomy places the organism in Eukaryota, Oomycota, Peronosporomycetes, Peronosporales, Peronosporaceae. Gene Ontology annotation, molecular function: broad specificity oxidative DNA demethylase activity; ferrous iron binding; oxidative RNA demethylase activity. The coding region runs from base 1 to 909 and encodes 302 amino acids.